UGAACGCUGUGUGUGCUAACGUAGGCUACAGGAUCCUGCCAGUGCUCGGCUUUGAGCUGCUUCGUGAUGUCGCUGUUACACUGGUGUCCCUGCUAAAUGACUGCGGCAUCCUUAGUACUUUCUGUUGUGGUGAAGCUGUCACCCAAACACGACGCCCCAUCCAUCCGGCCAGCCGCCGGUGCUGACAGCUGCAUAGUCACAUCCGGACUCAUGAAAGGGAAGGGAAAAGGCUUACCUUGUAGACUGUGGUAACUACAAGAUGGAACUGGAACCUCCAUCCUGAGGAGGUAUCAUACAUUGCGCGUGCAUUCAAGGCUUACCACUUCAUAACCGGUUAAGGAUAUUGGAAUGACUCUAAUUUUUCCUUGAAACGUUGUCUACCACACCGGCUACUACCUCCUUAGUGUUUCCUCUCUGGUGAAAGCACAGUAACUAUUUAAUCGCAAGUAUUAUUAUUAUUAUUGUUAACUGGAAAUUGUGCAAAAAUGACUUCAGAAUGGGGUGAGAAAUCCACAGCAGAACUCAUGAGUAGGUAUGUCUGCCAGGACAUGGGAUAUGGGGUGCCGCAAGAGGGCUGGCGAAUAUGUCUAGCGCAUGAAUUCAAGGAGAAGAGAAAGCCCUUUCAAGCAAAGGACGUGUCACUGGCCAAUGUGUUGGAGCACGUUGGCCUUGGAAUCAGGUAUCUAAAAUGGUGGUACAAGAAGACUCAGGUGGAGAAGAAAGCUCCGUUCAUCGAUAUGUUCCGUGCUCAGCCGUUGCGUCAAAUAUACGGUGUUCCACUUGGUGGUAUUGGAGGAGGUACCAUCACACGGGGUUGGAGGGGGGAGUUCUGCAGAUGGCAGCUAAAUCCUGGGAUGUACCACUACAAAACCGUCACAGCCAACCAGUUCACAGUGUGUUUGCGACGUGGAGGUCAAACGGUUUAUCAGCAGGUGCUAUCAGUUGAGCGUCCACCCACAUUACAAGGUUGGAACUGGGGCUAUUGUGGGGAGUACGCCUUCUAUCAUGCCUUGUACCCUCGUGCCUGGACUGUUUAUCAUCUACCUGGGCAGAAUGUCACCUUAACCUGCAGGCAGAUUUCCCCAGUCAUCCCUCAUGAUUACCAGGAUUCAAGUCUCCCUGUGGCAGUAUUUGUGUGGGACAUCGAGAACAAGAAUGACUACGCUCUGGAUGUCUCCAUCAUGUUUACAAUGGUCAACGGAUCAGGACACAAAGACGACAAGAGUGGCGGGCACUGGAACGAACCAUUCCACCUGGAGAAGGAGGGGGAGGCGGUGUCAGGGGUGUUACUACAUCAUUGCACUACAGUGAACCCUUACACCCUGUGUAUUGCAGCCCGAGAGCAGGCUGACAGGGAGGUCAGCCACCAGACCGCAUUCAGCCCAAAGGGAACCUGCAGCAGCCUGUGGAGCGACCUCAUCGCUGACGGACGACUGGACUCUCCUACAGGAUCCAGCCCACCUACGCCGAAGGGAGAAAAGGUAGCAGCAGCUGUAGCUGUGAGCUGCUCUGUUCCAGCUCAGGGCCAUAACAGCCAGGAGUUCUGCCUAGCCUGGGACAUGCCCACAAUCACCUUUGGAUCAAGAGAGAGGGAACAUGUCAGGAGAUACACCCGUUACUUUGGAGCUAAAAGGGAUGCAGCUCCCUCACUCAGUCAUUACGCACUAACACACUACGAACAAUGGGAGAACAGCAUAGAGGAGUGGCAGAAACCCAUACUACAGGACAGGUCUCUUCCCUCUUGGUACAAGUCUGCUCUGUUUAAUGAGUUGUAUUUUGUGACGGAUGGAGGGACCGUGUGGACAGAGCUUCCAGAGGACGCUGAUGUCAGUGGUGGCGUGCGCAGCGAGAAGGGGGGUCUGCCAGCUCAGCCUGCUGUAAUUAAAGAGUAUGGACGCUUUGCUUACCUCGAAGGUCAGGAGUAUCGAAUGUACAACACAUAUGAUGUGCACUUCUACGCCUCUUUUGCACUUAUCAUGCUGUGGCCCAAACUAGCCUUAAGUGUGCAAUAUGAUAUUGCUGGUAGUGUGGUUCAGGAGGAUCCAACAGAGCGACCCGUUCUGAUGAGUGGUCAUUGCUCCCCCGUCAAGACUAAAAAUGUGGUGCCUCAUGACAUAGGAGACCCAGAUGACGAGCCUUGGCAGAGGGUCAAUGCAUACCUCAUCCAUGACACUGCAGGCUGGAAGGACUUGAACCUGAAGUUUGUUCUGCAGGUCUACAGGGACUUCCAUCUAACCCAGGACAGUCAGUAUCUGCAGGACAUGUGGCCCAUCUGCCAGGCAGUGAUGGAGUCGGAGAUGAAGUUUGACCAGGAUAAAGAUGGCCUGAUAGAGAACUCGGGAUAUGCUGAUCAGACCUAUGAUGGUUGGACGGUGACUGGACCAAGUGCAUACUGUGGUGGCCUGUGGUUGGCAUCCUUGUGUGUGAUGUGUAAAAUGGCCAGACUGGUGGGCAGUGAGGAGAUGUACCAGCAUUAUAAAGACAUCUUGGACAGAGGCAGUGCUGCUUUUGACAAACUGCUCUGGAACGGCAAGUACUACAACUAUGACAGCAGUGGGAGAAACCUUUCUAACAGUGUCAUGUCUGACCAGUGUGCUGGUCACUGGUUCCUCAGAGCCUCUGGGCUAGGAGAAGGAGACUACCAGGCUUUUCCAACAGAAAAAAUCCAGAGUGCGCUAAAAGCUGUGUUUGACUUGAAUGUAAUGAGCUUUGCUGGAGGCCAGAUGGGGGCAGUUAACGGGAUGCGCCCUGAAGGAGUGCCCGACCGCUCCAGUGUCCAGUCAGAUGAGGUCUGGAUUGGAGUUGUCUAUGGACUGGCAGCCACUAUGAUCCAUGAGGGUAUGCGAGAGGAGGGUAUGCGUACAGCAGAGGGUUGUUACCGGACAGUGUGGGAGAGGCUGGGCAUGGCCUUCCAGACUCCUGAAGCCUAUUGUGAGAAGAACAUCUACCGCUCUCUGGCAUACAUGAGGCCUUUGAGUGUUUGGGCCAUGCAGCAUGCCCUUAACGUUUCAAAAAAAUGAUCAGACCACAUCAGUUCAAACUGCAGACACAAAUAAAGCCAGGACCUGAACUGAGCUGAGAUGAUGCAAAUACCACUGAGAAGUUAAAGUGAGCUUCUUUGAAAGCGACCUAAAGCACUUGUGUAGCCACUUAUGUUUUGUCAUUCAAGGCUCAAGACAGAAUGCUGGUAUGUGCAUGACAAAGUGAUUAAACAAUCAUAUUUUUAGAGGAGAUUUUUUUUAAAAGACUGCUGAUUGUUUUGCACUGUUAGGCAAGGCAUUUUUAAAUCAUAGCCUAAAUGUAAGAUGAGUAAGUUUUGUUCCAGUGCAAACACUACAUUUCACAGUUCAACCAUAGUAUUUACAGCAUUGUGACAUGUUUAUAUUUGAUAUAGGAUUUUCUUCUUAAUUUAAAUUUGAAUGAUUUA
Melanotaenia boesemani (Boeseman's rainbowfish) is the source of this 3427-nucleotide messenger RNA. RefSeq names its product glucosidase, beta (bile acid) 2 (gene gba2). The transcript is spliced from 19 exons. Gene Ontology annotation, cellular component: membrane. The coding region runs from base 486 to 3020 and encodes 844 amino acids. Gene Ontology annotation, biological process: carbohydrate metabolic process; central nervous system development; glucosylceramide catabolic process. Lineage: Eukaryota; Metazoa; Chordata; Actinopteri; Atheriniformes; Melanotaeniidae. The record is from RefSeq and is a predicted model, not a curated record. Gene Ontology annotation, molecular function: glucosylceramidase activity; beta-glucosidase activity.